This is a messenger RNA of Cimex lectularius (bed bug), 739 nucleotides long. RefSeq lists its product as uncharacterized. The coding region runs from base 22 to 705 and encodes 227 amino acids. NCBI's taxonomy places the organism in Eukaryota, Metazoa, Arthropoda, Insecta, Hemiptera, Cimicidae. The transcript has 5 exons. The record is from RefSeq and is a predicted model, not a curated record.
CGACUUUGACCUUCAUCGGUAAUGGGAGUCAGUAAAGGGUUCAGACGCGCGUGUGUGCUCACCAUUUUUUGCGCGACGACAUUCUUUGUGCACUGCCAAAAGAAUGAAGACAAAGAAAAAGGCAUCCUGGAUUUUCUCCCUUUUAAAGGGAGUUCUUCAACUGCAGCGCCAGAUCCCACAUAUCCACAUCAAUCAGUGGUCAACUCAGUAAACAAAACUCGCACCAUGCCCUGUAAAUGCGAAGAAGGCUCUUGCAAUUGUUGUACUGGUAAUGUGUUGACCAAUUUCAAUGUGUCAAUGCGAAACAAAAUUUGCGUCAACGUCGCUUAUGAUCCAGAUGACUUCGAGUUCCUUUAUAAAGUCAUGUUCAAUGAAAGACAACUCUAUCAGAACACAAUUUCAGGUAAAAAUCCUCCUCCUAUCUGCUUGCCAUUGAGAAGAUUUCUCCCAGGAACGGCAUGUUUGCGAUUUAAUAACGUUUAUAUGAUAGGACGAAAUCUUCAUGCCUGCCUCACUUUAGUGGGAUUAUGGCAGGAAUUCGAACUUUUUAAUAUAUCUUUUGACUGCAUCCGUGUGGGAACUAGUGGAAUAGCAAUCGUCAAACCGGAAGAAGGAGGUGGGUUACCAAUUCCCGUUGUCGGUGAAGAUGUAGACCCAGAUGAUUUAGAUUAUAACGAUAGUGCUAAAACAAUACUUACACACUGAUCAGCAUUUUGUAACAAACUCAAUUAAAUAGUAA